This is a messenger RNA of Vespa crabro (European hornet), 1977 nucleotides long. RefSeq lists its product as uncharacterized. Gene Ontology annotation, molecular function: olfactory receptor activity; odorant binding. The coding region runs from base 35 to 1930 and encodes 631 amino acids. Gene Ontology annotation, cellular component: plasma membrane. Gene Ontology annotation, biological process: sensory perception of smell; detection of chemical stimulus involved in sensory perception of smell. Lineage: Eukaryota; Metazoa; Arthropoda; Insecta; Hymenoptera; Vespidae. The transcript is spliced from 11 exons. The record is from RefSeq and is a predicted model, not a curated record.
CGCAGAUAAAGUAAAUAAAAUAUUUGGAGUUAUAAUGUUCAUUCAGUUCUUCGGUAGCACAAUGACAGUCUCUUUUACGUUAUAUCAAUUGACAAAAAUAUCAUCAACUUCUGUCGAAUAUGCAAAAAUGUCGCUCUACAUGUAUUGCAUGUUAAUACAAAUUUAUCUCUACUGCUGGUACGGAAAUUUAGUGACUUUAAAGAGCGAAGAAAUUGUCUACCAAAUGUUCGAUACAAAUUUGAUGGAGCUAAGCAAUGACAUCAAGAAGAGCCUUUUGAUUAUGAUGUAUCGUACGACGAGGCCGAUCGUUAUUAUCGUUAUGAAUCUGUUUCCUUUGAACAUCGAAUCGUUCCUGAGCAUACUUAAGACCGCAUACACGGCAUACAACUUCUUAGAACAAACUCUUCUAGUAUCAUCUCUGUCUUUAUCGCAAAUGAUCGGUAUUGCUUCAAUCGCAAUUGAUUCGGGCGAAGUUUCCGAUGAUAUUUACGUAUUCUUGGCACAUUUCGUAUCUUGUUUUAAAUUGUUAUGUCUUGUGAUCAAUCGUAACAAUAUUGUUAAAUUAAUUGAUACUCUGGGACAAGAACCGUAUCGACCACUGGACGAUAUGGAAACGAACAUUCAAACAAAGUUUGACAAAUUGUCUCGGUUCAACAUUCACAGUUAUGUAUCCUUGAUUACAUUCACGGUGAGCCACUUUUUAUUCAUGUCAUUGAUUACAGACUUUAGAAAAAGACAAUUAACUUUUCGAGCUUGGUUGCCAUUCGAUGAUAGCAUGACCCCCGUUGUAUUUUAUUUAACUUACGCUCACCAAAUGGUGGCACUGACAUUAGGGGCAGUGAUUCACGUCGCUCUAGAUACUCUGAUCAGCGAUCUUCUCCUAAACAUUUGCUGUCAGAUUAGAAUUUUGGAAAAUCGCCUUACAAAUAUCACGAAUGAACGAAAGGUCAUUUUGAAACUUUGCAUUCGUCAUCACGAAUGUAUAUACGGGUUUGCUGCUGACGUAAAUAAAACGUUUAAAUUUGCAAUCUUUGUCCAAUUUCUUGCAAGUACAUUCACAGUCUGUUUUACUCUAUUCCAAAUAACAAAAAUAUCAGUUAAUAGUUUGGAAUUUUUAAAAAUGACAUUAUUUAUGUUUGGCAUGUUAAUCCAAGUGUAUCUCUACUGCUGGUAUGGGAAUUUAGUCACUGUUAAGCAUCGUCGUUUACGAUUCUCAGCAUCUGCGGAUGCUGGAGACCUCCAUCUUGCUUUUCUAAUAUCUACUGUAUCAUUAUCACAAGGCAUCGGUAUUGUUCUGAACGAAGGCGAUUCGAAUGAUUCCUCCGAUGACAUUUAUGUAUUCUUCGCGAUACUUAUAUCUUGUUUCAAAAUGUUAAGUCUAAUGAUCAAUCGCAAUAAAAUUGUUAAUUUUGUUGGUACUUUAACACAAAAACCAUACAAACCAUCCGAUGGUGUGGAAACAAGAAUUCAAAUCAAGUUUGACAAUUGGUCGAGUCUGCUUUUCUUUUAUAGAUUAGCCGAUAAGGUGAAUAAGAUGUUCGAAUUUACUAUCUUCAUUCAAUUUUUCAUCACCACAUCGACAAUAUGUUUUACAUUGUACCAAUUAACAAAAGUUUCACCGAUUUCCUUCGAGUGUGUAAAAAUAUUGAUCUACAUAAUUUGCAUAUUAACACAAAUAUAUCUCUAUUGUUGGUACGGAAAUUUAGUUGAAACGAAGAGCGAAGAAAUUGCAACGAUAAUUUUCAAUAUAGAUUGGAUAACACUUAGCGAUGACAUCAGGAAAAAUCUUUUGUUUAUGAUGAAACGUACGAUGAAGCCAAUCGCCUUCGUCGUCAUAAGAAUUCUUCCUGUCAAUUUCGAUUCUUUCGUCAAAGUACUUAAAACAUCGUACUCGGCAUAUAAUAUUUUGCAGCAGACACAAGGAAAAUAAAAAGAAACGUAAUAUCGAAAAUGGGGAAAAGAAUAAGUGUGCAAAAG